AAAGCAUGCACGCUAAGAAAACACCACCACCUCCUCCUCCCCAUAUAACGCAUGACCACCGCCCCACCUAACCUCCCCAUGCAUCUGCAAUCCCAUCCCACCACACACAUCUACUUUCUCAUGAAUUCAGCCGGAAACGACACUACAGCCGCUGGCGACGCCGUCGCCGGCAUCCGCCUCUCCAGCCACCUCCACUUCCCGCCGGAGGUACACAUCCUCGAGCUCUUCCUUGCCUUUCUCGUCUUCGUUACCAUACACUCCUUGCGGCAACAAAGCCGCCACGGCCUCCCGGUGUGGCCGGUCGUCGGGAUGCUGCCCUCCUUGUUGGCCGGUCUCCGAGUGAACCCCUACGAAUGGCUGACCGACGUCCUCUGCCGACGAAACGGGACGUUCGUAUUCAAAGGGCCCUGGUUCAGCACCCUCAACUGCGUCGUCACCGCCGACCCUCGCAACUUGGAACACCUUCUCAAGACCAAAUUCCCGAGCUACCCCAAAGGCCCGUACUUCCGCGACACCGUGCGAGAGCUGCUCGGAGAAGGGAUCUUCAGCGCUGACGACGAGACCUGGCGGCGGCAACGGAAGACGGCGAGCAUCGAGUUUCACUCAGCCAAAUUCCGCCGUUUAACCACCGAGUCGCUCCUGGAGCUCGUCCACCGCCGGCUCCUCCCCGUCAUGGAAACCGCCGCCCAAAAAUCGCAGCCCGUCGACCUGCAGGACCUGCUGCUGAGGCUGACCUUCGACAACGUGUGCAUGAUAGCGUUCGGGGUGGACCCGGGGUGCCUCCGACCGGGUCUUCCGAAAAUACCCUUCGCAAGAGCGUUCGAAGAGGCGACGGAAGCGACGGUGUUCCGGUUCGUGACGCCGAUGGUGGCUUGGAAGGCGAUGAGGUGGCUGAACGUAGGGACGGAGAGGAAGCUGAAGGAGUCGAUAAAGGGAGUGGACGAGUUCGCGGAGGAAGUGAUUGAGAGGAGGAAGAAAGAAGUGAACGGUAGUGAGGAGAUGAAGAUGAUGAAAUCGGAUUUGUUGACGGUGUUUAUGGGGAUGAGGGUUGAUGAGGAAGGCGGCGAGGAGGUGUUUUCGGACAAGUUUCUGAGGGAUAUAUGCGUGAAUUUUAUACUGGCGGGGAGGGAUACGUCGUCGGUGGCGUUGACGUGGUUCUUCUGGUUGUUGAAUGGGAGACCGGAGGUGGAAGACAGGAUUCUUGAGGAGAUACGCAGGGUUGUUUCUGAGCGGGACGGUGAUGAGGAAGGAAAGAAGAACGGAGGCGCUGGUGGGGUUGAAUUGAGGCCGGAGGAAGUGAAGAAGAUGGAUUACCUGCAGGCUGCUAUCUCGGAGGCGCUGAGGCUUUACCCUUCGGUGCCGGUGGAUCACAAAGAGGUCAUUGAAGAUGAUAAAUUUCCAGAUGGAACGAUACUAAAGAAGGGAACGAAAGUGAUAUACGCAAUAUAUGCAAUGGGGAGAAUGGAGAGCAUAUGGGGGAAGGACUGCAGAGAGUUCAAGCCGGAGAGAUGGCUGCGAGACGGCCGCUUCAUGAGCGAGUCCGCCUACAAGUUCACCGCAUUCAACGGGGGCCCUCGCCUCUGCUUGGGCAAAGACUUCGCUUACUAUCAGAUGAAAUUUGUGGCGGCUUCUGUCUUGUACAGUUUCCAUGUGAAGGUGGUGGAGAAUCACCCUGUGGAGCCCAAGCUCGCACUCACCAUGUACAUGAAGCAUGGCUUGUCUGUGAAUCUUUAUAGAAGGGACGAGUUUGAGCUCCAAAAAUACCUCAACAAAAUCACAUAAUUUAUGCCUACCAAGGCCUGCGGAUGCUGUGUGUUUGCUUAAUUUUUUUCUUUUCUUUUCUUUUCUUUUUAAAACUUUAAUCUCUUUCUAUUGUUUUAAUUAACUAUAUUUGCUCCUAUAGAAAAAUAAUAUGUGUGUAUUGGAAUAUAUAGAGGUUCACAUGUGAUAGAAAAUGGAAAAAAUAAUUUU
Molecule: messenger RNA, 1971 nt
Organism: Malania oleifera
Lineage: Eukaryota; Viridiplantae; Streptophyta; Magnoliopsida; Santalales; Ximeniaceae
Product: cytochrome P450 86B1-like
Exons: 2
Coding region: 52-1782 (576 amino acids)
Molecular function (GO): monooxygenase activity; oxidoreductase activity, acting on paired donors, with incorporation or reduction of molecular oxygen; heme binding
Source: RefSeq, a predicted model, not a curated record